This is a messenger RNA of Salvelinus namaycush (lake trout), 1346 nucleotides long. RefSeq names its product T-box transcription factor TBX20. The transcript is spliced from 8 exons. Gene Ontology annotation, biological process: cell fate specification; regulation of transcription by RNA polymerase II; vasculogenesis. Gene Ontology annotation, cellular component: nucleus. The record is from RefSeq and is a predicted model, not a curated record. Gene Ontology annotation, molecular function: RNA polymerase II cis-regulatory region sequence-specific DNA binding; DNA-binding transcription factor activity, RNA polymerase II-specific. Bases 24 to 1346 code for a protein of 440 amino acids. NCBI's taxonomy places the organism in Eukaryota, Metazoa, Chordata, Actinopteri, Salmoniformes, Salmonidae.
GUUUUACUUGUACUACUCUCACCAUGGAGUACACCUCUUCCCCGAAGCCACAGCUCUCCUCCAGGGCAAACGCGUUCUCGAUAGCCGCUAUCAUGUCAAGUGGAAAAACGAAGGACAAGGAAACCGAUGAAAACACCAUCAAGCCACUUGAACAAUUCGUGGAGAAGUCCUCCUGUAACCAAGGUUUGGGAGAGCUGUCUUCUCUAGAUGGGCACGGAGAUUUCAGCGGGAGCGCGCCUCCAGUGUGCACAGAGCCGCUGAUCCCCACCACUCCCAGUGUUCCCAGCGAGGAGAUGGCCAAAAUCUCCUGCAGUUUAGAGACCAAAGAACUCUGGGACAAAUUCCAUGAUCUCGGCACCGAGAUGAUCAUCACAAAAUCCGGAAGAAGAAUGUUCCCCACCAUCCGUGUGUCCUUCUCGGGGGUGGACCCGGACGCCAAAUACAUCGUGCUGAUGGACAUUGUUCCGGUCGACAACAAACGCUACCGAUACGCCUACCACAGGUCGUCCUGGCUCGUGGCGGGCAAGGCGGACCCCCCUCUGCCUGCACGGUUAUACGUGCACCCUGACUCUCCUUUCACUGGGGAACAGCUGCUCAAACAAAUGGUGUCUUUCGAGAAAGUAAAGCUCACCAACAACGAACUGGACCAACAUGGACACAUCAUACUAAACUCCAUGCAUAAGUACCAGCCCCGGGUCCACAUCAUCAAGAAGAAGGACCACACCGCCUCCCUUCUCAACCUCAAGUCAGAGGAGUUCCGCACCUUCGUUUUCACCGAGACUGUCUUUACCGCGGUCACAGCCUACCAGAACCAGCUGAUAACCAAGCUGAAGAUCGACAGCAACCCGUUUGCGAAAGGCUUCCGAGACUCCUCCCGACUGACGGACAUGGAGAGGGAAAGUGUUGAGAGUUUGAUCCACAAGCACUCGUACGCACGGUCGCCAAUACGCACCUACGCAGGUGAGGAGGAGACCCUGGGGGAUGACGGCCACGCCGCACACAGGGGUUCUGCGUUCACCGCCUCUGACAACCUCUCUCUGAGCUCCUGGGUCACUGCCACCUCUGGUUUCUCAGGCUUCCAGCACCCCCAGUCCCUCUCUGCCAUGGGCUCCAGCAGCGCCUCCCUGGCCACCCCCUUGCCCCACCCCAUGCAGGGCUCCCUGCCACCUUACAGCCGGCUGGGCAUGCCCCUGACACACUCGACCCUGGCGGGCACCAUGCAGGGCGGCGGGCCCUCCUUCCCCUCCUUCCAUAUGCCCCGCUACCACCACUACUUCCAGCAAGGCCCCUACGCUGCCAUCCAGGGACUGCGCCACUCCUCCACCGUCAUGACCCCCUUUGUAUGA